CACAAUCUUGUCUGCUUUCGCUGAGUGAACAGCAAUAACGCGUCUACAACAUGAAGCUGAUCUCGAUGGCUCUGGCCUUGGUGGUGGCCCUGGCAUGCCUGGUGAGCUGGACCAGCGCCAUGCCUGAGCCUGACCCCGUGGCUGACCCUGACCCCGUGGCUGACCCCGGCUACCGUCGCUUCGGUGGAUUGGGAUAUGGUGGAUACGGCUACGGAGGUCGUGGAUACGGAUACGGGGGCUUCGGAUACGGAGGAUACCGCGGUGGCUUUUACGGAUAAUAGGUUUCCGGCGACUCCCCAGAAGUAUAUGGAAUGACCACCUCGAGAUGACUGUUAAAAAAUUUCCUGCAUUUCCUCUCUAAUAAAGUAUAUGGAUGAAA
Penaeus vannamei (Pacific white shrimp) is the source of this 379-nucleotide messenger RNA. RefSeq names its product neuropeptide-like protein 30. The record is from RefSeq and is a predicted model, not a curated record. NCBI's taxonomy places the organism in Eukaryota, Metazoa, Arthropoda, Malacostraca, Decapoda, Penaeidae.